Triticum urartu is the source of this 288-nucleotide messenger RNA. The record is from RefSeq and is a predicted model, not a curated record. Lineage: Eukaryota; Viridiplantae; Streptophyta; Magnoliopsida; Poales; Poaceae.
AUGGGCAACAGCAAGGCGGCGGUGUGCGUGCUGGCGCUCGUCCUGUGCAGCCUGCUCGCCGCGGACACGACGGCGGCGGUGGCGGGGUGCGACGCGAGCGCGCUGAGCCCGUGCGUGGGCGCCAUCAUGCUGGGCGGGGCGGUGACGCCGGGGUGCUGCGCGCGGCUGCGCGCCCAGCGGGCGUGCCUAUGCCAGUACACGCGCGACCCGUCCUACCGCGGCUACGUCAACAGCCCUAGGGCGCAGAGCGUCGUUGCCGCCUGCGGCCUCCCCAGGCCCAAGUGCUGA